Anopheles darlingi is the source of this 857-nucleotide messenger RNA. RefSeq lists its product as uncharacterized. The transcript is spliced from 2 exons. The coding region runs from base 324 to 857 and encodes 177 amino acids. The record is from RefSeq and is a predicted model, not a curated record. NCBI's taxonomy places the organism in Eukaryota, Metazoa, Arthropoda, Insecta, Diptera, Culicidae.
GCCUCACAGAAGUAUCCGCGAUGCUUUUCACGCCAAGGUUGCUUGGAUCGUUCAUUUUCUUUUUGUUGUAUUCUAGAACUUGACCUUGGUGGCAGCAUUCCGCGAUCGCACAGUGCCGAUCUGAACGAACGAACGGUCCCGGAGUCCACACUGCGCUGGCCCACCUCUCGUCGUAAUGAGUUUGUCAUUUGUCUAGUGGGAAGUCAGGUGGAAACAUGUUACCGUACAGCGCUUCUCUAAUUGCAUAGGCCCCGUCCCGUGCCUAUGCAUAAGCGGAAGGGGUGUUGAUCGUUUUGUUCCGGCAUCGAAUUUUCGAGGGAAAAAUGAAGAUCGUCUCGCGUGACUCAACUCAACAGUGCAUCAUCGUACGCUACGGUACGCAACACCUCGCUCAACUCAGCGAUUCGGUUAGCCAAUAUCGGAGCAAUCUGCUACGUCAAUCCGUGCUGCCAGUGCACCACCUUAACGUGCCGCUACUUUGCGCACACGAUAGCCAUCGACUAGAGGUCAAGCAACAACAGCAAGCCAGCCUCAAACAUCCAGUCCGUCAUUUGGUCAGUCCGUCAGUCAUUCAGGUGGUCUGGUUGGUCAGCGGUUGUCGGGCGGCGGUCAGCUGCAUGGUUGAGGUGCUAUGCUGCAAUACGCUCCAUCUUCGAAUUUUGCACCAUUCACCGGCUGCGCUAAGAGCCAUCAUAAGCUUUCCGAAGCACCCGAUAGAGAUGAACAAAUCUAUGGCAAUGAGUUUGCCAAUGCUCGAGGCACUGUUUGUGCGGCACGCGUCUUGGGGGAUUUUACGGAUCAUCUUGGAAACCAUUAACCGACAACAAUCAACAAAUCUCACAUUAACCGACCUUUGA